CCGGGAGAAAGGCAGUGAAGGAGCUCGAGGCGGUUUGGCAGCAUGGCCGAGCCGAGUAAGACCCACGUUAUCUUGUUGGCCUGCGGGAGCUUCAACCCCAUCACUAAAGGGCAUAUUCAGAUGUUUGAAAGAGCCCGUGAUUAUCUGCAUAAGACAGGACGAUACAUCGUGAUUGGUGGAAUCAUCUCACCAGUUCAUGACUCCUAUGGAAAACAGGGCCUUGUCUCCAGUCGACACCGCCUCACAAUGUGUCAGCUGGCCGUUCAGUCAUCUGAUUGGAUCAGGGUGGAUCCAUGGGAGUGUUAUCAGGAUACUUGGCAAACAACCUGCAGUGUACUGGAACACCACCGGGACCUAAUGAAGAGAGUGACGGGUUGCAUUCUGUCUAAUGUAAACUCCCCAGCUACACCUGUAAUUGGACAGCCACAGAAUGGAAGGCGCUCUAUCUACCAGAACUCCACAAUCACAAGCGACAAACCCACUGCAGUUCGAAUCCUGUGGAAGGUAAGCGAAAGUCUGGGUAGGAUCUGCUGUGUUCGUCCACACGUCGAACGUUUCACCUUUGUGGAUGAAAAUGCAAAUUUGGGCACAGCCAUGAGAUAUGAAGAGAUUGAGCUCCGCAUCUUGUUGCUGUGCGGCAGUGACUUGCUGGAAUCUUUCUGCAUCCCAGGUCUAUGGAAUGAGGAGGAUAUGGAAGUGAUAGUGGGUGAUUUUGGAAUAGUGGUUGUCCCUCGUGAAAGUGUAGACACAGACAGGAUCAUGAAUCAGUCCUCAUUGCUUCGCAAGUACAAGGAUAACAUCCUUGCUGUAAAGGAUGACACAAAUCAUCCCAUGUCUGUUGUGAGUUCUACCAAGAGUAGACUGGCUUUGCAACAUGGUGAUGGUCAUGUGGUGGAAUAUUUGAACCAGCCCGUUAUUGAUUACAUCCUGCAGAAUCAGCUCUACAUCAAGACAUCUGGAUAAAAAUCUCCAGCAAGGAUCAGAAAGAACAGCUCACAAUUUCUCUCUCAGUAAAACUGUUCCACUCCUCUACUGCUUACAUAUACAGAGCUUCUCGUCUCUACCAUUUCCACUGUACUAUAAGAAUAGAAGCUCUACUGACAGAAUGCACUGUAUGAACUGCACAGAACUUCUCGCUGUCCACUCAUUUCUCUUCCUCUGUGCUGCCCUCUAACUGACACUCGUGCUGACCUUCAUAUUAUUGCAGAAUACCAAGUGUCGGUAUAACUAUUUCCUUUUUUUUAUUAGAAGUAGAAACAUGUGCGUUUCUUCGUAGGAAAUUCCUAACCUCUCUGUGUUGCUUGCAACUUUGACACAACCAGGUCGCCUGCCCUCUCUGGGUUAGCGAUUCAGGACUUGCAGUUAGUAGCAUGCUUAGUUCAAAGAACUGCUUCAAUGCCUCUGUGUUUAAUAAAUAUGAUAAGCUCAAAAAGUCAAUUGUUUUCCCAACAGGAACAAGUAAGAUUUUGAAGGUAUUGCAGGUAUUCUUGACAUUUCACAAAAUGCAUAGCUUCUAAUAUAGUCAUCAAUAUCUUGAUAUAGCUGGGGGAAAAUAAAUUUGCACCAAAGUUCUGUUUGGAGAGAGAACAUCACAUUUAGCCUCCUUUUGUCCAGUGGUUUCAUAUAGAAACUUCAAGCAAUAUCAGUAAUGAAAUUCAAAACAAGUCCGUUUAAAAGCGCACCGUGGCAUAUUUCAUUUCUAUGCAGCAGCAGAAAUCACAGAAAAAUGAUGAAAUUAUGUGCAUAAAUCAGACUGUUCUCCACUCCAAUACAAUGCAUCAUUGAACAAAAUAAUUCAUUUUUUGCAAGUAAAUGUGUUGUUAUAAUGUUCCAGCCACAAAAUCCUUCAAGGAAGUUAGAGAACAGGAUAAUGCACACUUAAACAAUCUUCCCAUUUAAAUAAUCGCAAUAUAUUGAUCCUCAAAAGUCAAGAGUUAAAGCUAAGAAGUCUACAUCCCUUUUGGUAGAAGAUAUUCCUUGACAGUAUUGGUUUCAUUUUAAGAUUGUUGAGACUCAGCCUCUGUCUUCUUCCAUCUAUAUUCCCUAGACUGAUUAAAUAAUUCAAACAGGCAAAAUGUUUAUCUCAUAAGACCUCAGUUAUAUUGAGAGUUGGCAUCCAUUUUACUCCCAGGAUUUGACAUUCAUCCCUCUUUAUAGUACACGCACCUUAAUGUUAUAAAACAUCAUUGUAUUUCAAUUGCCACCUGAGCUGAUAUUUUCUCUCUAUUCUGUACAAUCCUGCUCUGGGGAAACUUCUGUUCAUUUAUUAAUAUUUGUUUUCAAAGGCCUCUAGAUGUCCUUCUGCAAAGAAGCUUAAAGGCAUUUUUGUUUUCCUUUUUCAGGAUGGUAAUCUGUACUAUUGAAAAUGUUUGUAAUUGUCCUUGGUCUAAGUAAAGUUGAAUUGGAUUUAAUUUGACUAAUAUUUUUGAGUGUAAGUUUAGCUUUAUUGUCACCUAGAUAGGUCCAACUUGAAAGAAUGAUGAUCAGUCUUGGUGAUAAAGAAAUUUUGAAUUUCAUGAAAGGAGUAUUCUACAAAAAGAAGCAAGGGACAAGGGAAAAAGAGAUGUGAUCCUUGAGGUAGUUUUCACUGAUCACUGACCAAAUGCCAGCUCAGACUCAGGGGCUAGUUCCUCUCCUCUCAGAAGUCAAAGUCUAUAACAACCAAUCAUCCAUAGCUUCAAAACAGUCAAAUGUAUACCUACAAAUCACCACAGCCAAAGAGCGGAACAUCAAAUGAAUAGUCUGUUCAAAAUAACUACAAAGUUCAUUUUGGAAACAAAAGCUGAUCAUGGUUGGCUUCAUUUAUCAUUGUUUUACCUUAGCAAUGGCUUGAUCUGACAACAGAGAAAUUGAUUUUUUUGGUUCUGCCUGUAUCAUAUUAAACUCUUAACAUCUAAUUAGAUGAUAAAGCUGUUGUUCAGUCAUGUCAGAUAAUCAGGUUUCACUGCUCACAGCCCUAUCUCAUUCAGUAUUGUAAAAUUUUACCUUGUUUAUUUGCAAUUAGUGCAGAUUCCUGUCAAAAAUACCUGCUGUUUCUAUUAAUGAUUGCACAGAGCUGUCAGACAUAUCUUUUAAUGUACAGUAUGUGACUGAUCUCUGUUCUUUGUUGUCUAGUGUCCAACUCCACUUGUAGUUUAAACUUUAAUGUUGCACGCUCGUCUCUUUACACAGAUAGGUGGAUAUCAUGAAAGGAUUCUCUAUCACCUUCUUGGUGUUUUCAUUUUAUUGUCAUUCAAGAAUAAUAAAGAUUAGAAGUGA
Messenger RNA from Carcharodon carcharias (great white shark), 3258 nucleotides. RefSeq names its product nicotinamide nucleotide adenylyltransferase 2 (gene nmnat2). Gene Ontology annotation, biological process: NAD+ biosynthetic process. Bases 43 to 963 code for a protein of 306 amino acids. Gene Ontology annotation, cellular component: Golgi apparatus. Gene Ontology annotation, molecular function: nicotinate-nucleotide adenylyltransferase activity; nicotinamide-nucleotide adenylyltransferase activity. The transcript is spliced from 11 exons. The record is from RefSeq and is a predicted model, not a curated record. NCBI's taxonomy places the organism in Eukaryota, Metazoa, Chordata, Chondrichthyes, Lamniformes, Lamnidae.